AUGCUCUCCCCACCGCACUCCAGCCCGAGCUCUGACUCGGAGCUGGCCUCAAAAGUUAUCGUCGACCGCCUGGCAGAGCUCCCCGAAGACUUGCUACUUCGCAUAUUCGAGAUUGUCGGACAAUCAUCCAAACGCGAUCUGUGCAACGUGUCGCGCCUCAAUCACCAGUACCACGCCAUUGCAGAUUCCAUCCUGUACAAGAUGAUACAGUUCGACCGCCCGGAGCACCACCUUCGCUUCAGCCAGUCUCUCGGUCGCCGUCCCCGUCGUGGCUCCCUCAUUAUGGGCGUCCGUCUCGACUACCCGGGUGGGAAUGGUCGCAAGCUGUCGCAAAUCAACCUCGACGUACCGGUUGUUGUUGAUGAGGUCUCGCAUCUUGAACACCCCUCGUCUCGCUUCGAUGUCCUAACCCGCAUGAUCUCGACAAUGUCCAACCUGGAAAUGCUAGAAAUUUCUAUGCCGGACUCGCUCCUCCACGGGAUAGGUGGUCUCUUCAAUGGUCCGUUCGAUCUGGCCUGCUUGAAGACCUGUACGCUCUUUUAUCAGUGCCCAAACGACGCAUAUUGGGACCUCAAGGAGAAUAUCCACAUCUUCUCUCACCCAACUCUUGAGUCGCUCAUCAUACGGAAAGCCAAACUGGACUACAAGGGAUUCGACUUUCUCGAGAAGCCGGAAAAGACGUCCCUCCAAAAACUCCAUUUAAUCGAGUGUGACAUUAGCGAUGAUGCCCUGGGCGACAUUCUCGAGUUCCCCGAAGCUCUCAAGGAGUUUGUCAUGACACAUCUACCCGAGCCCCACCCGGAGUUGGAAGAGAGCUCAGACAACGCCGGUGACUACAUCAUUGCCCUCCAAGGGGCGGCACACUCCCUCGAGACCGUCGUGCUCGACAUACCGACGCUAGGCGGCCGCAGGGCGAUGAGAAUGCGUGAGUUUGCCGCUCUCAAGACGCUGCGCCUCUCGUGGGACUACCAGUUGAUGGGCAAGACUUCAAAGAAGCCCCGCAUGCAGGGCGUCGGUCUACCACCCGAGCUAGAGACGCUCGAAUUUUUCUGCGAGCUGGGAACAGACGAAGAGGUGUCGGACCUGUUCCUGAACGCUAUAGAGAAUAAGGAGGUCAUGGCGCGGAACCUCAAGUCGCUUAUUGUGGUUGAGGGAGAAGACCGACGGAUACCAAAAGAACUGAUCGAGGCUUGCAAGUCUCAGGACAUCAAGUUGGAUAUAAUUGGCGGCACUUUAGAUGAAGAUUUUCUAGACUAG
Messenger RNA from Pyricularia grisea, 1257 nucleotides. RefSeq lists its product as uncharacterized. The transcript has a single exon. The record is from RefSeq and is a predicted model, not a curated record. Lineage: Eukaryota; Fungi; Ascomycota; Sordariomycetes; Magnaporthales; Pyriculariaceae. Bases 1 to 1257 code for a protein of 418 amino acids. Gene Ontology annotation, molecular function: protein binding.